CCAACCUAACCGCCGUCCAGCCAAAUGAGAAAUGAUACGUUUUGAUUCAGUGUAUUGACGUUGGUCAAAAGUGCGCAACGUGUGUCUGCCAGUGGCCGGUUGGAUAUUUGUACAUAUUACAUUACGAGUGCUAAAUAAGUGGCUUCUCAAUCGUGCGAAACGGCAGCUUGUAUUAACUUUUGCAAUUACUUACAAGUGACAUCGCAGAAAUUUCGACUAAGCGUCAAUUAUGAGCAAUUCACUGCUGUUUGCCAAAGCCCAAAGCGUGAAGCUAACACCUUUUUUUCUAAGUGUGGUGCUUUACUUUUCGCUUGUUCGUAAAGACCCACAAGGAGAACUAUGGACAACUGUGCUCAAAUGCCUGCCAAUUGUGGCAUUGGCGUUAUAUGUUUUGAUCAAAGGAUUUGCGCUCAAUAAACACUACCGCCGCUCGCAGUUAAUACUUCUUGGUCUAGUGUUUUCCUGUGGUGGUGAUGCAUUGCUCAAUAUUAAUUUGUUUCCCUUUGGAAUGGUCUCCUUUGGCGUGGCCCACAUAUUUUACAUCAGCGCUUUUGGCUGGCAGCCACUUAAAUGGCUUUUGGGAUUAUGUCUCUAUGUGCCGGUAACAAUUUUUGUGAUUUUUGUGGCCAAGUAUCUAGAUGAGAUAUUGAUCAUAGGCGUGCCCAUUUAUUGUGUGCUGAUUUCAACCAUGCUGUGGCGCUCCUUGGCACGUGCAGUGGAUGUCAAGAGUUUCCUGACCAUUUUUUGUGCCGUGGGUGCUGCAUUAUUCGUCAUCUCCGAUGCACUAAUUGCAGUGACAAUGUUUUUGAGUGUGCCAUUGCCUGGAGCACGUCUGCAAAUCAUGAUCACUUACUAUAUUGCCCAAUUUGCCAUUGCGUUGAGCACUGCCGAUGAUGGACCUGCGCCAAAAUUCAAAAAACAAAAUUAAACAACAAAAAUAACUCCGUUAAAUGCUCAACGAGAAUUCAUAACCAAACUAUAACCACCAAAAUAAGUACUUCCAAAAUAUUAGCGUAAUAGUUUAUGCCAUUUAGUAGUGAUAGUUAUUGUUUGUUGAAAAUAAAAACAAAACAAAAUGCCAA
Drosophila albomicans is the source of this 1082-nucleotide messenger RNA. RefSeq names its product lysoplasmalogenase-like protein TMEM86A. Gene Ontology annotation, cellular component: membrane. The record is from RefSeq and is a predicted model, not a curated record. The transcript is spliced from 4 exons. The coding region runs from base 230 to 928 and encodes 232 amino acids. NCBI's taxonomy places the organism in Eukaryota, Metazoa, Arthropoda, Insecta, Diptera, Drosophilidae.